UCAGCCCUGUACAGGUUUUGAACCCAUGACCUCUGUAAUACCAUUACAGUGUUCGACCAACAAAGCUAACAAGCCAGUUGUGAGCCGGUCAUUAUGUUGGUUUGUAUAAGUGAAGUGAUGAAUCAAUUACUGAGGAUAUCUGAAAAUUGAUGCACUUCAGUUUUAGGAACUGUAUAUGAAAGCGAUCGUCACAGUAGAGAACACUAGUUAAGCAGUUGUGAAAAUAAGGCCUGAGAAAACCCGUACAGGCCUGAAUUUUUUUCAGGAAAAUGUUUUGCUGUGUCAAAGUAUUGAAUUUUGUGCUGUUAUAUAUAAUCAUAUUAGUCAGCCGUUGGUCACAUUGUGGCUGAUUGAUGUUGCUGUUAAGGACUAAAAUAGCGUAUGCUUUUUCUAUAGGUUGACAGGUCAUGUGACUUAUCUAACGCUAAUGCGCCAAGAUCGUUCUGCUUACUCUGAAUGAGAGAGUAAUGGCGGAAGACGGUCAAGUGAACGUUGCUGACGGGAAAUCUACAGACGCCACAGAGAAACGUCAGGUCAGAUCUGGUGACUUGAAAGUAAAUUUAGCAGAUGAUAUUCAGGCAGACGCAAUAGACGUUCAGGCUGAGUUACCGUCAGACAGUACAUCACAAUUUGAUGAUGAUACUUUAAAAGCGAUAGCAGAGGUGUACUUGAAGGAAGGUGAUAACGAGUACACUAAAGGAGAGGCUGACAACGCGGUACACUUCUAUACCGAGGGACUGCAAGUGAAUUGCAAUAACAUCCAAGUCAACGCCGCCCUCUAUAGCAACAGGGCAGUAGCUCAAUUGCUUUUGGGAAAUUAUCAAGAAGCUUUGGAUGAUGCUACAGUUUCUGUUCAGUUGGAACCAACUUUCAUUAAAGCCAUAGAAAGCGGGGCUAGUGCAUGUGUCCAACUUCACUUCUAUCAAGAAGCCAUUGACUGGUGUCAGAAAGGAUUGACAAUCGAGAACAACAAGAGAUUACUUGAUUUGUGGACUCAAUGUGUAAAUGAGCAAACUGAUGGGACAGAUGAAUCAGGAAGUAAACAGGAAGUAAAGACUAACCUUGACAAAUACAGCGCGAAAAGCGAGGAGGAACAAAUCAACAAUGAACUACCUCAAACAGCUGUCCAAAGGGUCCUCCUCUAUGCCAUUGAAGUGGGGGACAAAUCUUUAGAAGGAAUGUGUUACUGCAGUCUCGGCAAUGUUUAUCAAAGCGUAGGAGAUUUCCAAAGAGCCACUCAGUACCAUGAACGCCAUCUAAAAAUUACCAAAGAAGUCGGAGACAAGGCUGGAGAGAGAGCGAGUUACGGCAGUCUCGCCUAUGCUUAUUAUUGCCUAAGAGAUUUCGAAGGAGCCAUCCAGUAUCUUGAACGUCAUCUAAAAAUUGCCAAAGAAGAGGGAGACAAGGUUGGAGAAGGAAAAAGUUACGGCAAUCUCGGCAUUGCUUAUCGUUGCCUAGGAGAUUUCGAAAGAGCCAUCCAGUAUCAUGAUCAGCAUCUAAAAGCUGCCAAAGAAGUGGGAGACAAGGCUGGAGAGGGACAGAGUUACAGCAAUCUCGGCAAUUGUUAUCACAACCUAGGAGAUUUCGAAAGAGCCAUCCAGUAUCAUGAGAGUCAUCUUAAAAUUGCCAAAGAAGUAGGUGAUAAGGCUGGAGAGGGAGCGAGUUACUGUAAUCUCGGCAAUGCUUAUCACAGCCUAGGAGAUUUCGAAAGAGCCAUCCAGUAUCAUGAGCAUCAUCUGAAAAUCGCCAAAGAAGUGGGAGACAAGGCUGGAGAGGGAAAGAGUUACUGCAAUCUCGGCAAUGCUAAUCGUUGCCAAGGAGAUUUCGAAAAAGCAAUCCAGUAUCAUAAACGCCAUCUAAAAAUUUCUGAAGAACUGGGAGACAAGACUGCAGAGGGAGCGAGUCACGGUAAUCUCGGCAAUGCUUAUCACAACCUAGGAGAUUUCGAGAGAGCCAUCCAGCAUCAUAAACGUCAUCUAAACAUUACCAAUGAAGUUGGAGACAAGGUUGGAGAGGGAAAGAGUAACGGCAAUCUCGGCAAUGCUUAUCAAAGCGUAGGAGAUUUCGAAAGAGCCAUCCAGUAUCAUGAACGUAGUCUAAAAAUUGCCAAAGAAGUGGGAAACAAGGCUGAAGAGGGAAAGAGCUACGGUAAUCUCGGCAAUGCUUAUCACAGCCUCGGAGAUUUCGAAAGAGCCAUCCAGUAUCAUGCCCGGGAUCUAAAAAUUGCCAAAGAAGUGGGAGACAAGGCUGGAGAGGGAGCGAGUUACAACAAUCUCGGCAAUGCUUAUGAAAACAUAGGAGAUUUCGAAAGAGCCAUCCAGUAUCAUGAACGUGGUCUAAAAAUUGCCAAAGCAGUGGGAAACAAGGCUGGAGAGGGAAAGACGUACUGUAAUCUGGGAAAUGAUUAUCAAAGCCUAGGAGAUUUCGAAAGAGCCAUCCAGUAUCAUGAGCUUCAUCUAAAAUUUGCCAAAGAAGUGGGAGAUAAAGCUGGAAAGGGAAAAAGUUACUGUAAUCUUGGGAAUGCUUAUCAAACGCUAGGAGAUUUCCAAACAGCCAUCCAGUAUCAUGAGCGUCAUCUAAAAGUUGCCAAAGAGGUGGGAGACAAGGCUGGAGAGGGAAUGAGUUACUGUAAUCUCGGCAAUGCUUAUCAAGGCCUUGAAGAUUUCGAAAGAGCCAUCCAGUAUCAUGAACAUCAUCUAAAGAUUGCCAAAGAAGUGGGAGACAAGGCUGGAGAGGGAAAAAGUUACUGCAAUCUUGGCAAUUCUUAUUGUUGCCUAGGAGAUUUCGAAAGAGCCAUCCAGUAUCAUGAACAUGAUCUAAAAAUUGCGAAAGCAGUGGGUGACAAGACCGAAGAGGGAGCAAGCUACGGCCAUCUCGGCCGUGAUUAUUGGGGGUUGGGCGACCUAGAAAAAGCCGUCAACCUGUACCAUUCUUGUAUAGUAAUCUUUGAAGCUAUCCGAGCCAGUAUGCGAUUCAAAGAUGAUUGGAAGAUUAGUUACCGCAACAUGAAAAGCAACGCAUAUACUUGUUUCUGGCUUGUUCAUUUAAAAAAAAAUCAAAUUUUAGAUGCACUUCUAUGUGCUGAACAAGGACGUGCACAGGCGCUCAAUGACCUUAUUCGCUUUAAUUAUUGGUCGGAAAAGGCACAAGUUCGCCCUCACACACCAACAAGUUUUGAUUUUGAGAUUCUUGUUGGCGGUGCUGUAAAUAUAGUUUUUAUGGCGGUAGAUGAUAUGGAACGCAAGAUCUACUAUUGGUUUAUAAACCGCUUUCAAGAUAUUCAAUUGAGAAGUAUUGAGAUAAUUAAGUAUGGCCUGUUCAAAGAUGUCAAUACCUUUAUUGGAAGCUUACUAAACACAGCGUCAAGAGAGUUUAAAAGAGGUGUUAUUAAAUGCGAAAAUCGUUCUCUUGAUGAGCCCCGCAAAGAAGAAUUUGUGAAGGAAAGGUCAGGUCAUCCUGAUAUCUCUUCUGAAUGCUCACCACAGAACGCAGCAUUACGAAUGUUGUAUGACGUUAUCAUUGAGCCGAUUGCUGAUCUCGUAGAUGGCAAUGAACUUAUCUUUGUUCCUGAGAGCUCACUGUGGCUAGUCCCUUUUGCAGCAUUGAUGGAUUCCGAGUCAAGUUACCUCUGUGACUCUUUCCGAGUUCGAACGAUUCCAUCCCUGACUACUCUGAAGUUGAUUAACGAUUACCCAGAUGACUUUCACAACAAGACAGGUGCAUUACUCGUGGGUGAUCCGUGUUUGGGGGAGGAUCUUUUUAGGGAGUUGAAGCGCGGUCCACUGCCAUGUGCAAGAAAAGAAGUAGCGAUGAUCGGAAGAAUCCUUGGUGCUGAUCCUCUUAUUGGUGAAGAAGCAAAAAAAGAUGAGGUAUUGAGACGACUUCCCUCUGUUGCGUUAGUGCACUUUGCAGCACAUGGCCGAAUGGAAACAGGCGAGAUUGCUUUAGCCCCACGGAGUACUUGUUCAUCACAGCCCUUUAAUGAAGAGGAUUUUAUUCUAACAAUGAAAGAGGUGUUGGAUAUUCAGAUACAGGCAAGGCUGGUUGUGCUAAGUUGUUGUCACAGUGCUCAUGGAGAGAUUAAGGCCGAGGGAGUGGUUGGAAUUGCAAGAGCGUUUAUGGGUGCCGGCGCUCGCUCUGUUCUUGUGUCGUUGUGGGCAAUUGAUGACGAGGCUACUCUCGAGUUUAUGAAACAUUUCUAUGAAGAACUGCUCACUGGGAAGCUGGCCAGUGAAGCUCUUAACCAAGCUAUGAAGAGUAUGAAAGAGUCUGAAAAGUUCAGCCAUGUGAAGUACUGGGCACCCUUUGUGCUCAUUGGGGAUGAUGUCAGACUGGAAUUUGAUUAAAGAUAAGUCUUGGAUAUUGUCAAAUAAAAGACGAGAUCCUUGCUGACGGCUUUUUGGCAAUUUUUUGUCUCUAACUUCUCUGGUGACGAGAACUUCUUGGGUAUCUUAAGCAGUGUAGCUUGGCUGUCAGUGAAAAAAAAAAACCAUAUGUUUGGUUAGGCCUAUAAGGCGAAAUUCCUUGGUCCAAAACUUUAUUUUCUUAAUGCAUGAUAUAAAUUCACCACCGUAAAAUAGUAUGUGAACUACGGUAGAUUGUACGUUUGACUUCCAUUUGAAUUUUGCUCAGGGUUAGGAAUAUUUGUAGAACUUAGUAGUCUAUGUCGCUAGUAGGUCAUGUUGGUGAUUUUUUUUUUCAAUUAGAGUCUUACAAUUGUUUCAAUUUCAUUGAAAAGUUUCAUUCAUUUUGUGAUUGCAAUUUUCCUUCUUGCUUAUUAACAGCACUGAAGUAGUUCCUAAGCAAAUUGAACUUUAAAAGUUUGUAGUACGUUACUUAUAUAUUUUUUAGUUUUUAUAAUAGAUUUUUAUAUUACGUCAGUUGAUUUGAGUUGCAUUUUUCUUUCACCAAUGCCACUCUUUAGGGCAUUUUUUUCAGCGUGUCAGGUAGAGUGAUUGACUCAGAAAGUUAUUGUAAUCUCUUUAGUUACUUUUUUAU
Messenger RNA from Stylophora pistillata, 4998 nucleotides. RefSeq lists its product as uncharacterized. NCBI's taxonomy places the organism in Eukaryota, Metazoa, Cnidaria, Anthozoa, Scleractinia, Pocilloporidae. Gene Ontology annotation, molecular function: protein binding. The record is from RefSeq and is a predicted model, not a curated record.